Molecule: messenger RNA, 723 nt
Organism: Pseudocercospora fijiensis CIRAD86
Lineage: Eukaryota; Fungi; Ascomycota; Dothideomycetes; Mycosphaerellales; Mycosphaerellaceae
Exons: 2
Coding region: 15-707 (230 amino acids)
Source: RefSeq, a predicted model, not a curated record
CUCCGACCUCCAAGAUGACUCAAGACGACACGCCCAGUGGUGUACCCCAGAGGUUCAGUGCCGAUGGUGUUGUCCAGUACUGUCCGGGGAACACAACCCUUUGCCAUAUCCCAUUGGAUUCACCAUUGAUUCCUGUUCUCAAGAAGAUAUAUGAAGCUAUAAAAAGUCAUCCGGUGCUUUCGGUGCCAAUUCAUCUCCUACCGCAAGACUCGUGGCAUAUGACGACUUGCGAUGGUGUGAUCAAGUACGGGUAUUGGCCACCUGGGAGAAGCGAGAAGGAUUUGCAGGAGUUCACUGAGGAAGUUAGGGAGAGGAUGAAAGCUCUUGGAGAGAAGUUGGAAGGGGAGGGAUUGGCUUCGCCGUAUCAUAUUCGUGGGAGGGGAUUCGACGCUUGUGUCAAUGGUAUUGCGCUUGAAGUUGAAGGGGCUACAGAGGAAGAAGAGCGGCGUCUAAGACGACUUAGAGACACGCUUGCGGACGCUUUCGGCUUCAAACAACCUACUCAUGAUACUUAUACGUUCCAUGUAAGCAUUGCUUACCUGCUCCGUUUUCUGGAAGACGAGGAGCGACAAGAAUUGAACAAAUUGCUUUCUCGGUUUUUAGAUGAUAUCAAGGUCGAGUUCCAGCUUGGUGAUGUGGAGUUCUGCACGUUCGACAACAUGCAUAAAUUCGAUAGAUUGUUUUAUUUAGGCAUGACAGGAGAGUAGUACCUUGUAAUGAAUA